Mytilus trossulus (common blue mussel) is the source of this 4354-nucleotide messenger RNA. RefSeq names its product cGMP-dependent protein kinase 1-like. NCBI's taxonomy places the organism in Eukaryota, Metazoa, Mollusca, Bivalvia, Mytilida, Mytilidae. Gene Ontology annotation, molecular function: cGMP-dependent protein kinase activity; ATP binding. Bases 242 to 2338 code for a protein of 698 amino acids. The transcript is spliced from 17 exons. Gene Ontology annotation, biological process: protein phosphorylation. The record is from RefSeq and is a predicted model, not a curated record.
UGCCCUUGGUUGUAAUCUUCAGGUCAUGUGACAUAUGGUCGUACAAAAAAAUAUCGGUGUAUAUUUCAAUGUUGUAAUCAGCUGUGCGUACUCUGGGAAACUAUUAUCGUAGUCUGUUUCAACUUAAACUCGUAUAUUUUUGUUUGUGUAUCAUUAUGUGAAUGAUAGAUAAAAUGGUGUGAAGGAAGUGUAAUUUGUUUGUUAAUUGUGAUUAUUAGGUUUGUGUGUAUUUUAUAGUAUAAUGAGUUUUAAAUUGAAUUCAGUACGAGCCGGCUCUAUGAGUCCGCCAAGAGUCGGUAGAAGCUCUGAUCUGGAUAAUAAUAAUCGUAAAAUGACCACCAUGCAUGAUUUACAAGUUCUGAUUAAAGGAAAGGAUGAAAAAAUUAUGGAAUUACAAAAACAACUGUCCGAAAAGGACGAACACCUUCAGGAACUUCGCAGUCAGUUGGAUAAAUAUCAAAGUGUUUUUGGUCAAACUUUUAAGCAAGUUACAAAAGGACCUAGAAAGCAAAGGGCCCAGGGAAUAUCAGCUGAACCUCAAAUGGUACAAAAUCUAGUCAACCAAGUUUUCAAGAAGCACUCAAAAUGUACAAGCUCACGAGAUUUAAUAAAGCAAGCAAUAUUAGACAAUGACUUUAUGAAGAAUUUAGAAAUGGGACAAAUACGAGAAAUAGUGGACUGUAUGUAUCCUGUAGAAUAUAAGCAGGACAGUUUGAUUAUCAAAGAAGGAGAUGUAGGAUCACUUGUAUAUGUUAUGGAAGAUGGCAAAGUUGAAGUGACGAAGGAUGGACAGAAGUUAUGUACUAUGGGUCCUGCUAAGGUGUUUGGAGAGCUCGCCAUUUUAUAUAAUUGUACAAGAACAGCCAGCGUAAAAGCUUUAAUUAAUUGUAAAUUAUGGGCCAUAGAUCGACCAUGUUUCCAAAGUAUAAUGAUGCGAACGGGCAUGAUGAGACAGACUGAGCACAUGGAGUUCAUUAAAAGUGUUCCAACUUUUAAAAAUUUGCCUGAGGAAUCGCUGAGUAAAAUUGCCGACGUGUUGGAGGAGACACAUUUCAACAAUGGUGAAUACAUCAUUAGGCAAGGUGCAAGAGGGGAUACAUUCUUUAUCAUAGCAAAGGGAAAGGUAAAAGUAACAAAAAGAAAUUCCAAGUCUGGCGAAGAGCAAGUUAUUCGCCAUCUUCAAAGAGGAGACUUCUUUGGGGAAAAGGCAUUACAAAGUGAGGAUAUACGAACUGCCAAUGUGGUUGUCGCAGAUCCCGCCGGUGUGGAAUGUCUAGUCAUAGACAGAGAGUCUUAUUGUCAAUUGAUUAGCGACUUUGACGUCCUUAAGAAAGUAUACGAAGAUGACGAAGAGCACACAUCGUUUGAUGCCGAGUUUACAAAGUUGAAAUUAAGCGAUCUCAGUAUAGUUGCAACACUGGGUGUUGGUGGCUUUGGAAGAGUUGAACUGGUUCAAGUUAACAAUGACAGUAGUAGAACAUUUGCCCUGAAAAUUUUAAAGAAACAUCAUAUAGUAGAAACACGUCAACAAGAACAUAUCAUGAAUGAAAAGAAAAUUAUGUCAGAAUCGAGAACAGAUUUUAUAGUUAGGUUGUAUAGGACUUUCAAAGACCGAAAGUAUUUGUAUAUGUUAUUAGAAGUUUGCCUCGGAGGAGAGUUAUGGACAGUAUUGAGAGACAAAGGCUCAUUUGAUGAUGGAACAACUAGAUUUUAUACAGGAUGUGUGAUAGAAGCAUUAGCCUAUCUUCAUAACAAAGGGGUUGUUUACAGAGAUCUCAAACCAGAAAACCUCUUAUUAGACACCAACGGAUAUGUCAAACUGGUUGAUUUUGGUUUCGCUAAAAAGGUAGGAUUGGGAAGAAAGACGUGGACAUUCUGUGGAACACCAGAAUAUGUGGCCCCAGAAAUCAUUCUGAAUAAAGGACACGAUAUCUCGUCAGAUUUUUGGUCGUUAGGGAUACUAAUGUAUGAACUACUCACUGGAAGUCCACCGUUCUCAGGACAAGAUCCAAUGAAAACUUACAAUAUAAUACUGAAAGGCAUAGAUGCUAUAGAUUUUCCAAGAAAAAUUACGAAGAAUGCUCAAAAUCUCAUCAAAAAGUUAUGCAGGGAAAACCCGUCAGAAAGGUUGGGAUUUGGACGAGGUGGGAUGCGAGAAAUACAGAAACACAAAUGGUUUGAUGGAUUUAACUGGGAAGGAUUACGUAAAAGAACGACGAAAUCACCAUUUAUUCCAGAGAUUAAAAAUCCCGUCGACACAACGAACUUCGAUGAUUAUCCAGAGGAAGAAGAUGAACCACCACCAGAUGACGUCACAGGAUGGGAUCGAGAAUUUUGAUGACGUAUUAAUCUAUGUGAUAUUAUUGACAAAAUGGUGAUUGCAAUUCUAGCCGGGCAGGUGUGGAGAUCGUUGAACUAUUUUUAACUGUGAUAUAAUAGGCGAUUUAGUGACUUGAAGACAAGGGAGUGAAACGAUGUGUAUACAGUUCAAACACUAUUCAAUUACUAGAUAGGUUUUAUGAAUGCUAAGAAUCGGACUGUGAGCCGUCCAGCGUUGCAUUACAGAAAUUUCUUGAUUCAAGAAAUGCAUUGUAGAAAAUAGUAGAAUAUUUGUUUGUUUUACUCUACAUAUUCCUGUUGAACUGUAUGAAUAAAUAGAUUAUUUUAUUAUUCCAUAUUUGUUUUCGUACAAGUCUAAGGUGUUUAUAUUGUUAUUAAAGAUGAGAUAACAUUAUUUUUUAAUUGUGCCUACAAGUGGAUAUGAAAUGGUUACACAAAAGUGCCUCAAAAGUUAAAUUACUUGUCUUCCACUAAAUAUUUCAAAAUAUUUUUCUAUACUUUUAUGUUAAACAUCAGCGUAAUCAAAUAUAUAUGCAUUUUUUCUAACAUUAUGAAAGAGUGUUCUUUAAUUUAUUUUUAUAAACUUUGUUAAAAUGCUAAAAUGAUGAACAUUUUUAUUUAUGAAUCAGUCAAUUGAUGUUACAAAAUGUAUCUAAUGUUCACAAAUCUUUGUAGUUUCUAUUUAUUUCCAGUGACUUUUUUAAAUUAAGGUUACCAAUAUAGUAUUAACGUCUAUAUGGUUAUAUCUUGAAAUAGUUUUAUAGUAUAUCAUUAAAUAAUUCAAAACAGUGCGAGAGAUAUUUAAAAAAAAAUUCUCUCCAAGAAAAAACAACCUAAUUAUGCAGUGUUAUGCAGAAAAAAACAAUGAUUAAAAUUAGACUUGUAAUCACAAACGCCGCCGUUUGUAAAAAAAACCAUGUACAUGUAGGUUAAAAGUGCAUAGUCAACCCAAAGUUGGAUGGCAAAACUACUUCUUGUCCAGUUUAUUAUUCCUUGCCAGUAGGAUGUUUAUCUUAAACAUUGUGUAACUUUUAUAAUUGGUGCAAUAUCUUGAGUUAUAACUACUAUAAAUUAAAAUUAAAUUUUUAAAGCAAUACACAAACAACUGCACACUGUUUUGAUUGGUUUCUGUUUUACAAAAUAUAAAAAUUGCAAUAAAUAUUGAAUUGAACAUCAACAUGAAAUGACAAAUGUGCCUCGUAUUCUGAUGCUUUAUAUUUAAAUGUAUGACCUUUUUAAAAAAUAUACCUAUCCCCUGCAUACAUACAAAAAGACACAGCCAUAUUGUUAGUGGUGAUGAGGACUGAAAAAAAAAAAAUUGUUUUGUAAAAUAUGUUAUUUAUUAUAAUUGUGUAGUUUUCCGGUAGGGUAGGCAAACCAAAAUAGCAACCUAAACAAUUACACCACUUUUAGUUAUUGAAAGGACAAAACACUGUUUUCAAAUACAAGUAAUUCAUUGUUGAAAUCCACAUAACAGAUACAUUGAUUCAGAGGUUGUGUAUUUUAUGUUAUUGGUAUUUUAUCUUUUGAAAUGGCAUAUUAGUUUUAGUUUUGGUUUUGUUUUGUCUGUUUUAAAUAGUUUGUUUUAAUUAGAAAAAAAGUCAUGUCUCUGUUUUCAUCAUACUUUUCUUCAGAAACAUAUUUUAUAUUAUAAUUUUAGAAAGAAAUAGACAAAUAAUGGUAUUUUUCGAAUUAAUUGUUUUAAUAUCAAAUGUAUUACAUAAUUGAUUUGACUUUUUUUGGGUUGUUUUUUGUAAUUUACAUAAAAAUGUAGCUUUAAAUCGUAUUUAUUAACAGAAAGCAACUAUUAUACCUGGGAUAACAGGUAUUACAAAAAAGUGAAUUGAUCAUUUUAGGAUGAAAUGAUGGUUUGUAGGCACCAUAACUUAGUACAUAAAUUGAUGCAUUGUUUUUUAAUUAAAACAAAAAACGAUAGAUUGUAUUUAAAAGAUGUGCUGUUAUAAUUAUGUACAAUGUACAAACGUUCAUUAUUAAUACAAAAUAUAAUUUUUAA